AAUUCUGUCUUUAAUUAAUCAAUGAGAGUUGACUAGGCAAAUAAAAAGAAUAGUAUGUGUGGCUAAGUCAGCCCACGUCUUCUUUGAAUUUGUGUUUGUGCCUUUUCUCUACUUUACUCGUUUACUUCAUCUAAAUCUUCUCUUGAUCAAACUUUUAAUCUCUCUUUCAAGUCCUAUCAGAGCAUUGACUUGGGACGCAAGAAGGCAAUUAUUCCAUCUAAUCAUCAUUUUGUUUUCUACGAAUCUAUGGAGAGAGAGAGCUUUGAUGUAACGGACUAUGAGUGGGACACAGAGAAGAGCAGCGACCUAGGUUCAGUGAUCGGAUCAUCGCCGCUGAUGUCAAACCUUGGAAAGAAAGUUAAGGAUAACCGGAUACGUCUCAUGAAGAAGCGGCUAGCCUCUGUUUCUAACCGCUUAACAUCGAUCUCUGGAGAGAGAGAGCCAGCUGCUCGAUCGUACCAGCGGGAGUCAACGGCCUUGACCGGGCUCAGGUUGAUCAGUAAAUUUAACGGUGCUGCUGGGUGGACCGCCGUGGAGAAGCGGUUUAAUGAGAUUACGGGCACCAGUGGUGGAAUGCUGCCAAGGUCAAAAUUUGGAGAAUGCAUAGGGAUGGAUUCAAUAGACUUUGCCUUGGAACUGUACGACGCAUUAGCUAGAAGAAGGCAUAUAUCAACAGAUGUAAUCGAUGGAGACCAGUUAAAGGAGUUCUGGGACCAAAUAAGUUCUCAAAGCUUUGAUUCCAGGCUUCAAAUGUUCUUUGACAUGAUUGAUAAAGACGCCAAUGGUAGAUUAACUGAAGACCAAGUCAGACAGAUCAUCAAUUUUAGUUCAUCCACCAACAACUUGCCGGACAUCCAGAAAAAGACAGAUGAAUAUGCUGCAAUGAUAAUGGAAGAGCUUGACCCCGAUGAUAUCGGAUACAUCAUGACAGAGAGUCUUGAGACCUUGCUUUUGCAAGCGGAAACACAGCAUAUGCGCAGAGAUAGUGAAGACAGCAAGAGGCUAAGUCACAUGCUAAGUAUUAAGCUUAAGACUACUUGUGACCCUAAACCGUUGAAGAGAUGGUGCAGUGGACUGAGACACUUCGUAUCAGAUAGCUUGCAAACGAUGUCGAUGUACUUGGCAGUACCAGUAGCUUUCCCUGCAUGCGAGAUAUUAAUACGACCAUUCAGAUCCAGUAUCAGCAGGGUAACAAUUUUGAAAGUUGCUGUUCAUCCUGAAAACGUGUUGAGUUUGUACAUGUCAAGGCCGAGAAGCUUCAAAUACAAAAGCGGUCAAUACAUGUUUCUAAACUGCCCAACAAUCUCAACAUUUGAGUGGCAUCCAUUUUCAAUAACUUCUGCGCCUCAAGACGAUUAUCUGAGCGUUCAUAUAAAAGUAAUGGGAGAUUGGACAAGUGCUCUCAAAGAAGUUUUCUGUGAGGUGUGUAUGCCACCGCCGGUGUAUCAUGUUAAUAUUGACAUGGCAGGGAACCAACCAAUUUUUCCCAAAAUCAUGAUUGAUGGUCCAUACAAUGCACAGGCACAAGACUACAAGAAAUAUAAGGUGGUUUUACUGGUUGGACUUGGGAUUGGGGCCAGCCCAAUGAUCAGCGUUAUCAAGGACAUCAUCAAAAAUACAGAGGCCAGGGAGCAUUCCCAACUCAACCCAAUAAAGACUCGAAAGGCUUACUUCUAUUGGCUAACAAAGGAGCAAGGCUCAUACAGUUGGUUUAAUAACAUCAUGAACGAGGUAGCAGAACGAGACACAAAUGGAGUCGUAGAAGUAAAUAACUAUUGCACUAGCGUCUACGAAGAAAGAGAUAUUCGUUCUGCGUUCAUACAAAUGCUUCAGACUCUGAACUAUUCCAAAAAUGGUGUGGACAUUAUCUCUGAGACAAGGGUCAUGACUCACUUCUCCAAACCUAACUGGAAAAACGUCUACAAACAAAUAGCCAUGGAUCACAAUGACUCUCAUGUUGGAGUGUUUUAUUGUGGAGAACUCGCAUUGGCAGAGGAGUUGAGGAACCUAGCUUUGGAGUUCACACACAAGACAGCAACAAGAUUCUCCUUCCACAAAGAGAACUUCUACCCACAGUGCUGA
This is a messenger RNA of Raphanus sativus (radish), 2082 nucleotides long. Its product is annotated as respiratory burst oxidase homolog protein C-like. Lineage: Eukaryota; Viridiplantae; Streptophyta; Magnoliopsida; Brassicales; Brassicaceae. Gene Ontology annotation, molecular function: calcium ion binding; peroxidase activity; NAD(P)H oxidase H2O2-forming activity. Gene Ontology annotation, cellular component: plasma membrane. The transcript is spliced from 9 exons. The coding region runs from base 247 to 2082 and encodes 611 amino acids. The record is from RefSeq and is a predicted model, not a curated record.